AUGCAUUUAUCAAUGGAUAGCCUGGGAAUUGUGGAUGACGAUUGCUUGGACAGCUAUGACAUGGCAAAGGGUGCCAGCUCAAGUGCUGCAGGAAGAGUUCACAGCAUUGAUGUCAUUUUGGGAUUCACUAAGGACCAGGACCCUUUGCUCCAUGCUGUUGGGGAAGAUGGCAGUCAGAAAACCAGUGUGGAAAAUCCACAGCAUGAGCAAAACAAUGUGGGCAAACAGGGAGCACAAGACCCCUACGGACACCUCCCAGAGAUGGCCAACGGUGGACAGCACCCGUCCUACCAUGAAACUGAUAUGUUUCAUCAGGACAAAUGUGAUGCUGAAAUGACUAGCCUGAACAAGGACAGGGACACAGGUGAAGACUCUCCGGACCCGUCUAAGGAGGAGCACCACUCCAAAAAAAAGCACAGAAGAAACCGUACCACUUUCACCACAUAUCAGCUCCAUGAGCUGGAGCGAGCCUUUGAGAAGUCCCACUAUCCCGAUGUCUACAGCCGUGAGGAGCUGGCAAUGAAGGUCAAUCUGCCAGAGGUUCGAGUUCAGGUAUGGUUUCAAAAUCGAAGAGCCAAAUGGAGGCGUCAAGAGAAGAUGGACACCAGCACAAUGAAACUCCAUGACUCUCCCAUGCUCUCGUUCAACCGUCCACCUAUGCCUCCUACUGUAGGCCCAGUGCCCAGCCCUUUGCCACUGGACCCCUGGCUCACCUCACCCAUCUCAAGUGCCACACCUAUGCACAGUAUACCAGGCUUCAUGGGGUCACCUCAAAGCCUGCAACCAGCCUACCCCAACCACAACUUUCUAAACACAGCUCCCGGCAUGGUUCAGAGCAUGCAGCCAAUGGGCCCACCUGCAUACCAGUGCCCCCCAAACUUCAAUGACAAAUACCCGAUGGACGAUGACAGGAGCUCCAGCAUUGCAGCCCUCAGAAUGAAGGCCAAAGAACACAUUCAGUCUAUGGACAAAACCUGGCAACACAUGUGA
This is a messenger RNA of Boleophthalmus pectinirostris (great blue-spotted mudskipper), 990 nucleotides long. RefSeq names its product retinal homeobox protein Rx2-like. Bases 1 to 990 code for a protein of 329 amino acids. Gene Ontology annotation, biological process: positive regulation of transcription by RNA polymerase II. The record is from RefSeq and is a predicted model, not a curated record. Gene Ontology annotation, molecular function: DNA-binding transcription factor activity, RNA polymerase II-specific; RNA polymerase II cis-regulatory region sequence-specific DNA binding. The transcript has 3 exons. NCBI's taxonomy places the organism in Eukaryota, Metazoa, Chordata, Actinopteri, Gobiiformes, Gobiidae.